AUUUUACACUAUACAAACAUGAAUGAAACAAUUUUAUUAGUCUUCUUGUUAUUUAUUACUUCACUUGUUAAUUAUUGCAUAAGUAUUAAUGAUAGACAUUAAUUAGAUGGAAACCUCGGUAAUGACCGUGAAAAGUUCGAUUCGUCUUUUUUAUAUCGUUCCGCGCAGAUAUUGUUCGGAAAUAAGGAACCCACCCAAAAUUCCGCGGUUGUUGAACCUGCUCCUGUCAAUUAAUAAUAUUUUUUGGUUACAAAAAGCUGUAAACGAUUGUUGUUUUACAAUUCUGUUGUUAUUUAUUAAUUAUUAUUACCAAACUCUCACAAAUGUUCUUGGUGAUUUGUGAUGGAAAUGUGUUGAUAAAACAACUUUCGCGCGUGUUAUUGAGUGAACUGUGACGCAUAAACGAUAAAUCGUAAAAUCAACAUUUUAAAGUGUGUGAUCUUUGAAUCUAUAAUUUAACGUGAAUUACUGCAAAAAUGGAAAUUAACGAGGAAUACCACGAUCCUGACUAUCCUGAUUUACCCGUUUGUGUAAAAGAAGAAAUACCAAGUCUUACGGAAGAAGAGAAAUUAGCAAAAAUCAAACAAAUCGUACGCCGCGAGUUUAGAAAGGAGUUGGACCUGAGGGAGGACGAAGUGGCGUUAAUCGAUGAAAGAAUGACAAAGGCACGCAGAUACCUUCACCAGCUGCGCUGUGCGUUAGUAGUGAACUACUACACAGAGCAGAGGCUUCAGAUUAGCUCAAGUCAAAUUGAGGAUGAGGUUGCUUCACAGAGCGAGCCCAGGGCCAGGGCUGAGGUGUCAAGUAUUCUGCGGGACAGUCAACGAGGCCUACACCCCUCUGUGCGCAAGCUGCUGGGCAAGAACACUGUCGACCUGGACGAGAUCUUCAGGUCCAGAGCACCUAGGAAUAAGAUUAGGGUGGACUAUUCUGCCAUGGUCCACGCGAAAAACGUAACAAUAUCGGCUGACACCACGAAGACCCUGAGGCCGUUGCCGGAGGAGCCAGUCAAGACUGAGGAGGUGGCGUGCCCGGCUGUGCCAAGGAAGGUGCCGCGUCACAUGGAGCCAAAAAUGGACAACGUGCUAACCCUGGAUGGAGUCACGCGGAACAAACAGAAGCAUCGCUACAGGAUCAUUAUUGGCAACACGUCGAAGUACAUGCCGCCCGCGUCCCGUGCGGACCGCUCCACGCACAAGUGGCUGCUUUACGUGCGAGGCCCGCCGCCGCGGCCGGACGUGGCGCGACUCGUCACCGCGGUCACAGUGCGGCUACAUCACUCCUACGCGCCGCACCACGUCGUGCUCAUAGACAAACCGCCCUUCCAACUGUCGCGCCGCGGCUGGGGGGAGUUCCCCGCCAAGCUGACCUUGGAGUUUGCGAUGCCGCACUGCAACCGACCGGCUACCUUGACGCACACCAUCAAACUGGACAGGAACUAUACGGGACUACAGACACUUGGCGCUGAAACAAUAGUGGAUGUAUGGCUUUAUAGUACGCCGGAGAUGUUACCUUAUGAGUACAAGACUGAUCUGGAACCUACAGUAAACUCAGACGAACAAACUGAAAUACUUAUAAAAAAUAUCAAAACCGAACCACUGAAUGAAAUUAUUGAAAACACUGAAAUGAGUGAAAAUAUUGAUGAAAUUAAUGAAAAUAAACAAGAAGAGACGGGUGACGAGUGGCUUAACUUCUUCACGAAUGCGACUACAGAGGUUAACGUCGAUGAGAUGUUCGUUAAAAAUGUUAAAACCGAACAAAAUGCAGAAGAUAAUAAUCAAGUUAAUCAAAUUUCUGCAAAAGAUGGCAAUUUUAAUGAAAAUGCAGAAAUCGAAUGCAAAUUUAACCAAACGACAGCAAAAGAUUGUAAAGUUAACCAAGUUAUCGCAAAGGAAGGCAAACCUAAUGAAAUUAUGGUAAAGGAAAGUAAAAUAAACCAACUCGUGGCAAAAGAUAACAAAGUUAAUGAAUAUAUAGAAAAAGAUUGCAAAAUAAAUGUUAAAGUUGAAACUAUAGAUGAUCCAAUUACUAAUGGCGACCAUGAAAAUGAAAAUAAUGAAAUUAAUAUAAAACCAAACGAAACAAACUGCUUAAAACGAAUAGUCAAAUACAUGGAUCCAACCACGAGAAAAAUUUACUACCUGGAAGUUGACAGGGCAUUAGACUUGAACAAAAUACAAGAAAUAGUAAUUAACUCUCAGGGUAAAAUAAAAACUGCGAAAGUUAGUCCAAACAAAGUUAACAACGGUUUAAGGUUCGUUAGAAAGAAAAAGGGAGAAUCACUACUUAAACCGGAAAUAAAGAACCAAUUAGUUAAAAAAAAUGAUAACAACAAUCAAAUAGUUAUAAGUAACGGCUUCGAUCAUAUAAAGAAUGAUCACUGUUACUUAGCUAAUGAUUGGUGUAUGCAGGAUAAAGUUGAACCAAAAAUUGAAGUUACAAAGGAUUACCUCAACGAUAUUAGGUCAACUAUAACAAAGUUAACCUGUCCUAGAGUUGCGGUUAAUUAUAUGUUGAAGAAGAUACCGUUAAUAAGUCCAGAGGUUAAAGACGCCGAUUUCAUUAAAAGUUUCCCGUUUGUUGUGGGCAGUCAUCAAAAAUAUUGGAAGUUGGAUUUUGCUAAAAGAAGAAAUAUUGAAUGGUCCAGAGCUAAGCUGAUAAACAAAAUGCUAAGUGAAAAAUUUAAAGACAGCCCAGAAAACAUAUGGCGGACAAAAAAUAUCCUUGUUUACUCACGGUUGCAUGGUUAUUAUCCUGUUAGACCGGAAGCCGUACAAAAUAAACCAAAAAUACCAGAUUUGGAAUCUAAUGAAUGGUCGUCGUGGAACGAUUUGGAAAAUUCCAGGAAUUCCGAAACAAACAUUAGAGAGUUAUACCCAAAUUCGUCCGACUUGUGUAGCUUGACAGUGUUUAAAAGUGAUAGUUUUGUGUGUAAAGAUGAUAGUAAUGUGGAUUUAUGUGAUUCUGACGAGGAAAUUGAUGUUAUAAGUGAAGUUAGACCUGUGAAAGUAAAAAGUGAAGUGGUGUCGGAGUGUGAUGACAGUUUGACAGUCUUGCCAGUGAAUAGUGAGGAGAGACUGCAGUUUUUGUUUAUAGAGAGGAUUUGUGCAGACAUAGGGGUGGAACUGAGAAAUGAAGACAUUGGGAAUGGAUAUUCUUAUAGUGCAGUGCACUGCGUACUGCUCACGGCGAUGAAGUGCUUCGCCGAGGAGCUGAUCCGCGCAGGGCUGGCCGACCAGCUGGCCUUCGCCAACGACCCGCAGUUGCCCAACGUGUGGAUAGGGUCUUCAUCACGCAGUGGGUUGCGCAUGGAGCACCUGUACCGCGGCGUCCAGCGCUCGGAACGACUACGGUCUCUGUGCGGCGCCGGGCGCCCCGCCACCAACCCAUACGCGCUCUAAUACACGCUUUUUAUAUA
Messenger RNA from Pararge aegeria (speckled wood butterfly), 3418 nucleotides. RefSeq names its product YEATS domain-containing protein 2 (gene D12). The transcript is spliced from 10 exons. The record is from RefSeq and is a predicted model, not a curated record. Gene Ontology annotation, biological process: chromatin remodeling; regulation of transcription by RNA polymerase II. NCBI's taxonomy places the organism in Eukaryota, Metazoa, Arthropoda, Insecta, Lepidoptera, Nymphalidae. Gene Ontology annotation, cellular component: NuA4 histone acetyltransferase complex. Bases 477 to 3401 code for a protein of 974 amino acids. Gene Ontology annotation, molecular function: histone binding.